CUUUGUGGUCGACUCGCUCGGAGCGCUUUUGCCGCUGUCGGUUAUUUAUUGUUGAGAUUUAUCAGCGAAUCGUUACGCGAACGCGCAUGUAAGCACAAAUAUGCAUAAAGCCGUUAAAAACAAAUCCAGGCUACUAUGUGGCCUGAAGAAGUCCAAGGCAGAUCUGACAACGGCUAAGUUUAUAUUAUAUUAUGGACCUACCGUUGCUGAUAGUGAUAUCUAUGAUAUGCACGACUACCAGAACUUGCUGACCGAUGAGCACUUGGACCUCAGCAAAAAUACAGUGCUUUAUCUGCACGGCUAUUUAGAGGAUCCCGAUGAGGAAAGCAUACACGUUAUCGCAGAAGCCUACCUGGAGAGAACGGAAGACACAAAUCUUAUUGUUUUGGAUUGGGGUGAACUGGCGGAUGGUAACUAUAUGUUUGAUGCUGUGGUAAAUAUGAAACAGCUUGGCCCUGAGCUAGCCAAAGUGCUGCUGGAAAUGUUUGAGCACGGCUUGGACAUUGAAAGGUUUCAUAUUGUGGGUCACUCCCUGGGAGGACAAAUGGCGGGCGUUAUAGGAAGAGAGGUUUUUAAACGCAGCAAGGGUAAAAAGAAGAUUAAAAGAAUAUCUGCUCUGGAUCCAGCUUUUCCGUUGUUCUACCUCACCGCUGGACUUGGCACGCAUUUGAACAAAAAUGACGCCGAGUUUGUGGAUGUUAUACACACAGAUGCCUGGUUGUAUGGAGCUCCCAGCAGUACGGGUACAGCCGACUUUUGGCCGAAUGGGGGCAAAACUUUACAACCAGGCUGCCCGAAACGAAAUUAUAAAAUGCUCAGUGAAAAUGAUCUUUCUAGUCAUCGGCGCAGCUGGUGGUUCUGGGCCGAGAGUGUGUCUGAUCGUUUUCCAAUAAAAUUCGAUGCAGUGGCUGCAAAAAGUUGGUCAGACUUUAAGGAUGGCAAACUGGUUGAGAACAGUCCGCAUGUGGUCAUGGGACAUUUUUGUCCUACAACUGUUCAUGGCGAUUUUUACUUACAAACAAAUGGAGCAACGCCAUUUGCCCGCGGCAAGGAGGGAACCAUGUAUGUGGAACCUAAAGAACUCAUCGGCAACAACUAUGUGGAGCCCUCAGUAUCGCCAAGUCAUUAAAAUGCAGCGCGACAUCAAAUACUAUUUGUAGAACAAAUUGAAAUUCUAGCACCCAGUAAUUUACAUUACUUAAAUGUAAACACGAAUUUGCACAUAAUUCUAGUUUAAGGUGGCGUUUGCUCAUGUUAACUAAAUACAUAUUAUUUAAAUAUA
This is a messenger RNA of Scaptodrosophila lebanonensis, 1282 nucleotides long. Its product is annotated as pancreatic triacylglycerol lipase. The record is from RefSeq and is a predicted model, not a curated record. NCBI's taxonomy places the organism in Eukaryota, Metazoa, Arthropoda, Insecta, Diptera, Drosophilidae. Gene Ontology annotation, molecular function: lipase activity. The coding region runs from base 101 to 1129 and encodes 342 amino acids. The transcript is spliced from 7 exons.